This is a messenger RNA of Theobroma cacao (cacao), 1224 nucleotides long. Lineage: Eukaryota; Viridiplantae; Streptophyta; Magnoliopsida; Malvales; Malvaceae. The record is from RefSeq and is a predicted model, not a curated record.
AUGGCCGACUCCCCUGAUCAAACCUGCACAACUAGGAAACGCCAGAGAUCAUCUGACAGAAUCAGUGUUCUGCCAGAUGAUAUCAUUGUUCGCAUAUUAUCAUUUGUUUCAAUGGAAGAGGCCGUGGCCACCUCCAUUCUGUCAAAAAGAUGGCGUCCUCUUUGGACUUUGGUUCCUAUUAUCGAUCUCCCCGAUUUCGAUUUUGACAGCAGCGACAUUCAGGAAUUGUUCAUUGAGUUUGUGAGGAAUGUUUUACGGUUUAACAAAGCAGUUUCUCUUGAAAAACUCCGCAUCCAAUGCAAUCCAGAUUAUGCCUCAGACUUCUUCAAUCGGAUCAAGACGCUAAAGGUUUUGAAACUGGGUGAUGGAGUGUUGGUAGAUGUUCCUUCCGGAGUUUCCUUUCCAAAUCUCAAGACCCUGCAUCUUUCGUCGGUUAAGUACACGGAUGAUCCUUCUGUUGCCAAUCUUUUCUCUGGUUGCGUAGUUCUUGAGGAAUUGCUUAUAAAAAGAAUUUACAGUAAUGAUGGGAUCCAUAUGAAUAUUUCGAUAUCUACAUUGAAGACUUUGUCCAUAGAGUACGAUUCAGGACUUAGAGACCACUCAUUCGAGAUUAAUGCUCCAGCUCUCGAGCGUUUGAACCUUAAAGAUGUUAUCCUACGGAGGAAUUAUUGGAUGUUUAGACCAGUUAUGCUUGUUCAUUCACCCGAAAACGCAAACAAGCUCUUAAGAGUGUUUUCCGGUGUCAAGUCUCUUUCUUUUACAGUGCUUAACUGGCCCAAUGAACUGUACCGGGACUGUAAUCCGUUGUUCGUUAAUCUGGUUCGAUUGGAGCUAAAUGUUGGUUUAAAGAACUGGAAUUUGCUAUUGCUCUUCCUUGAAAAUUCUCAUAUUCUUCAAUUUCUUGAACUCACUCUCAGUGAGGGUACUCAGAGUUCGUUUGGCUCUAGAUAUGAAAACACCGUGACACUGCCAAAGCAUGUUCCCAUAUGUUUUCUGUCAAGCCUCGAAACAGUUUGUUUGAGAGCAUUUGAAGAGUCUGAACAUGAGCUGCAAUUGAUAGAAUACAUUUUAACUAAUGCUAGAGUGUUGAAGACAAUGACAAUCUCUGCCUAUGAUUCCUUGUUGGAAACUUUCCUCGUUGACGAGAAAUUAUCAACGAUCCCAAGGUGCUCCAAGACUUGUCAACUUGAAUUCAAAUGUCAACCAUAUGUUCCAACGCCGUAA